Archocentrus centrarchus (flier cichlid) is the source of this 4260-nucleotide messenger RNA. It is a transcript of the gene chs1, whose product is annotated as chitin synthase 1. Gene Ontology annotation, cellular component: cell periphery; cell septum. Lineage: Eukaryota; Metazoa; Chordata; Actinopteri; Cichliformes; Cichlidae. Bases 1 to 4260 code for a protein of 1419 amino acids. The transcript is spliced from 34 exons. The record is from RefSeq and is a predicted model, not a curated record. Gene Ontology annotation, molecular function: chitin synthase activity. Gene Ontology annotation, biological process: chitin biosynthetic process.
AUGGAGGAGCUGAAAGACAGAGGAAAGAAAAGAGAAGGAAGACACAGGGAUACGUGGGAUCCAUUCCAGCUGAACCCCGCAGGAGCUGAGAAAGAACAGAAGAAAAGAUGUUUUCAGCUUGCCCAGUAUCUGGUGGCUGUUUUUGUGGGGAUAGCAGUCUUGACCACUGCUAUUCUUGCUAAGGGCUCCCUGCUGGUGUUGUCAACAAUGACCAGUCCAAUGUCCCUGCGCAGUCCGAAGGAAAAACAGUUCUACAUGCUGAUGUUGGUGUUCUGCCUGGUCUUCCCCAACUUCCUGGUCUUUUUGAAAUCACUGUGGCGAUGUGCCUUCAAGAGCUUUGUACCACCCAAAAUGAAGACCAUGGCAUUUAUUUGCUUCAUUGAGUGCCUGGUGUCUCUUGGUACUUCAAUCCUUGUGCUGGUCGUUAUGCCUCAGUUUGACGUCCUGACUAAUCUCUUCAUCAGUGGAGGAGUUUGCAUUGUGUCUGCAAUUAUGCAGAUAGUCUUCAGACUACAGCAAGAUACCUGGAAAAUUGUGUUCCCAAUCUGUUCCCUCAUUCUCACCGGGAUUGGUUACUGCCUCCUGGGAAUUGACUAUUACGUCCGUGUAACAUCAUUUGUGGACAGACAAGGCUCUGACUGCUAUAUCUACGUGGGACUUGGAAUUUUCUCUUCCCUACUUGUCUCUUUGUGCUGGUGGGAAAAUUCAAUACAAGCAACCAACCGCAUGCAGGACACAUUGUCAGAACUGGAUGGUUUCAGAGACUUUGUGUUUGUCAUCAGCAGCAUUCUGAGGAUAUUGGUGAUAGGGGCUGUAUACCUGAUCUACCACGUGCUUAUUGCAAAGAACAUCAUCUGGUCAGAUUUCAACCUGCACAAUGACGAACUCCUGACAAUAGGACUGGGGGUGUUUUUCUUACAGGCCUUCUGUGCAGCAGCCUGUCACUGGUUUGGGGUGGUAGCCUGCAAGAUUCAUGCUGUCAGGAUGAGUUUUGCCCUACCUCUGUGUUGCACAGGACCUGCAAUGCUGCUGCUAGGAAUUUUACUUUUUAUAACACAGGCAGAACAACUGGAAGGCGCAGCGAAAGGAGACAUUUUAGAGUUUUGCGACAGCUUGGUCUUUCUAAGCCACAAGAACACAACAUCCGUGGUCUUACUCGAGCUUACCAGGAGCAUGUGUCGAACUUCACUGAACAGCCACUACUAUCAAUGGCCUUUUUCCAUGCUGGCACUGGAGGGAGUGUGCAUGUGGUCAGGCUUUGUCACAGCUACCUACUACGUAUGGAAGAUCAAGGUCCAGCGUAUAGAAAGAACGUCUCAACUCUUUGUUCGUCGACUGUACGAAUCUGCUUUCAUUGACCUGUCUCUUCUACUCAACACCAAGAUGAAAGUACCAAAAGCCAAAACCCAAGAAAGCAAUGAUGAAAUGCAGAAGUGUGUGAUCUAUCUUUGCGCCACCAUGUGGCAUGAGACCUACGACGAGAUGCUGAAGAUUCUCACCUCCAUGUUCAGGUUGGACCGUUACCGAGGGGACCCAAAGGAGGAACAUAAGGACUGUUUCGAAUUUGAGUGCCACAUUUACGUAGACGACGCCUUCAUGACUGAGGAGGGCACAGGGAAGAGGCUGGUGAAUUCUUACGUUAAUGACUUGACCCGAGUUGUCAUUGAGGUUUACAGGGUGUUUACCAACAAAGAACCUGAUGAUGUGUCGAUCAUUGAGACCCCCUACGGUGGCAGGCUGAUGUUUGUUCUGCCGGAAGGCAACAUGCUCUAUGUUCACCUAAAAGACAAAGCACUCAUCAGGAACAAAAAAAGAUGGUCUCAGAUAAUGUACAUGUAUUAUCUGCUUGGCUGGAAGGGCUACAUUGUCAAGAACCCUCAAAAGAUCCCGCAAUUAAAUAACUUUUCCAGAGCAAGUUUGGUCUCUCUUGAUAGUGAGACUUUCGUGCUGCCUCAGUAUGACAAUGACAACAAACGCAAAUUCAUCUCAGAUGACAACACAUAUAUUCUGGCUCUUGACGGAGACACCGACUUCCAUCCUAAAGCUGUGAUUCUGCUUGUAGACAGGUUGAGGAUGUAUUACAAUGUAGGUGCCGCAUGUGGUAGAAUCCAUCCUACUGGUAUGGGUCCCAUGGUGUGGUACCAGAAGUUUGAGUAUGCAGUAGGUCACUGGCUCCAGAAGACAGCAGAGCACGUGUUUGGUUCUGUGCUGUGCAGUCCAGGAUGCUUCAGUCUGUUCAGAGGCUCUGCCUUGAUGGAUGACCAUGUUUUAAAGAGAUACUCAACAACUGCACAAAGAGCUCAAGAAUAUGUGCAGUAUGAUCAAGGGGAGGAUCGAUGGCUGUGUACUUUGCUACUGCAGCAAGGCUGGCGUGUCGAAUACAAUGCUGCAUCAGAUGCAUACACCAACUCACCACAGGAAUUUAAAGAGUUUUACAACCAGAGGAGACGAUGGGGACCUUCAACAUUGGCUAAUACACUGGACCUUCUCCACAGCGGUUCAGAGACAGUGAAGAGAAACCAGUCCAUCUCCUGGCUUUACGUCCUCUACCAGAUGUUUACUGUUGGAUCUUCUAUCCUGGGACCUGCUUCUGUGACUCUCAUGAUAGCAAGUGCCCUCCAGUUCGUCUUCAAACUCUCGGGUACAAACUCCAUCAUCAUCGCGUGCGCUCCCCCCGUGUUCUACAUCCUUGUCUGUUUCUUAACCAAGGCUAAUACCCAAAUAACCAUUGCUGCCAUUAUGAGUAUUCUGUAUGCAUUCCUUAUGACAGCAUCCUUCUUUUCCAUCAUUGGUGACAUGGUGAUUCAGGAAACCUUCUUGACCCCCACUGGACUGUUUUUAAUUUCAAUGGCAAUCAUGUACUUGAUAACAGCUCUCCUCCACCCUGAGGAGUUUUUAUUGAUUGGCUAUGGUCUGAUGUAUUUCAUCUGCAUCCCCAGUGGAUAUCUCCUAUUGAUCAUCUACUCACUGGUUAACAUGGACAACGUCUCCUGGGGCACAAGAGAAUCCAACAAGGGAGGAGGAGCAGAGAAGAAAAAACACAAUCUUCUGUGUGACAAAACCUGUAAACUCUGCUGCUGGGACAUGAAGAUACAGAUAACCCAGGAAACAGAGAAUCUGAUAAUUCAGCAGAUCACAGGUCAGGCUGCACAGCAAAUCCAAGCCAACACAACCCCCAAAGAUGAAAUACCUCCACACCCAGCCUUAAUGUUGGAGCCUCAAACCAGACUCGACACCACAAAGGAAGAAGCUAAGGAAGAGGCUGCUAAACAUCUAGCUGAGGAACAGAAGAAGAAAGCAGCAAAGAGCAGUGACCUGGGUUCCAGUAAAAGUGACGACAGUAUCGACGAAAACAGCAUAAUGAGUUCAUCUGAUGAAGAAGACAACGAUGAUGAUGACAACUAUAUGAUUUGUGAGCCAGUAGAAGAGCUUCCUGCUGCUGACUGGGUGCACCCGGUGAAAGAAGAAUUUCUGAAGAAGCUGACUUAUGCCAACAUGAAGAGAAAUCUGCAAGAACAAAUACGAUAUGUGCUCCGUAACAAAGAUUAUGAUGAUGUGUGUGAAGACUUGGUCCUAAUGUUAACAGACACACUCAAUGUAGAGCUCAGUACAGUGGGACCUGAAGAUGUUCUGUCAGACAUUCAGCUGGAGGAGUUACAACAUGCACUGAACAGACAGGCUCGGCAAACCCUUAAGACCAAUCGAAUGGAGAAGUUAGAAAAGAGAGUGAAGAGAGCCAUUGAGAAAACACUCACUGCCCCACAAGUGCAAAGACUAGAUGAGAAUGAGAAAGACUUCUGGGACAAGCUAAUCGACCGCUACCUGACACCGAUCAUGGAAACUAAAGAACAUAAGGAGAUGGUCUCCAAAGAACUAAAGUCACUGCGAAACAAGGCGGUCUUCCUCUAUUUCAUCAUCAACGUGCUUUGGGUGGUAGCUACCUUCUUCUUGCAGGCCAUUGGAAAUGAUGUCAUCAGCAUCAAGAUCCCAAAGUUAUAUCCAAAUGGAACUGAAAGUGGAGAAUACCUCAAGGUGGAGCCUCUCACUUUGAUGUUUCUGCUGUCUUUUGCUAUUCUUCUCAUUGUCCAGUUUCUUGCCAUGUUAUAUCACAGAGUCUACACCCUCAUCCACGUGGUCUCCUAUCGCAGCUCAGAGAAAAACUACAAAGAGAAAGAUGAUGAUGACAUUGAUGAUGAUGAUGUCUACACUCUGGAGAACCCCACAGCUAAUGGACUUUUUAUGACAACUGAAGACUUGUAG